UUUACUGUAAGAGCCUGCUGAGCGUCCCACGUGCUGUUUCCGGUCGUACUCGGAAGUACGAUUCUCGGCCGCAGUUGAGACGUUUAGUGGUUUACAGCGGUGUAGGUUUUCGUAACUGCUCGUCGCGGAGCCAGUCCUCAGCCAGUAUGUCUAACAGGAAUAAUAAUAAGCUGCCCAGCAAUCUUCCGCAGUUACAGAAUCUGAUCAAGAGGGACCCGCCGGCCUACGUGGAGGAGUUUCUGCAGCAGUAUAAUCACUAUAAAUCCAAUGUGGAGAUUUUCAAAUUGCAACCAAAUAAACCCAGCAAAGAGCUGGCAGAGCUGGUGAUGUUUAUGGCACAGAUUGGUCACUGCUACCCAGAACACUUAAGUAACUUUCCUCAAGAGCUGAAAGAUCUUCUUUCCUACAAUCACACUGUCUUGGAUCCAGAUCUUCGAAUGACAUUUUGCAAAGCUUUGAUCUUGCUGAGAAAUAAAAAUCUCAUCAAUCCUACAAGUUUGCUAGAACUCUUCUUUGAACUUCUGCGUUGUCAUGAUAAGCUGCUGCGAAAGACUUUAUACACACAUAUCGUGACUGAUAUAAAAAAUAUAAAUGCAAAACACAAGAAUAAUAAAGUGAAUGUAGUGUUGCAAAACUUCAUGUACACCAUGUUAAGAGACAGCAAUGCAACUGCAGCCAAGAUAUCCUUGGAUGUGAUGAUUGAACUCUACCGAAGAAACAUCUGGAACGAUGCCAAAACUGUCAAUGUGAUCACAACUGCGUGUUUCUCUAAGGUCACCAAGAUAUUAGUUGCUGCUCUGACAUUCUUCCUUGGGAAAGAUGAAGAGGAGAAGCAGGACAGUGACUCAGAAUCCGAGGAUGAAGGACCAACAGCACGAGACCUGCUGGUGCAGUAUGCCACAGGGAAGAAGAGCUCCAAGCACAAGAAGAGGCUGGAGAAGGCUAUGAAAGUGCUCAGGAAACAAAAGAAGAAGAAAAAACCAGAGGUGUUUAACUUUUCAGCUAUUCACUUGAUUCAUGAUCCCCAAGAUUUUGCAGAAAAACUGCUAAAGCAGCUAGAGAGCUCUAAGGAGAGGUUUGAAGUGAAGAUGAUGCUCAUGAACCUCAUUUCCAGAUUGGUGGGAAUUCACGAGCUUUUUCUCUUCAACUUCUAUCCCUUCGUGCAAAGGUUUCUGCAGCCGCACCAAAGAGAAGUAACAAAGAUCCUUCUGUUUGCUGCACAAGCAUCUCAUCACUUAGUACCCCCAGAGAUCAUUCAGUCACUGCUGAUGACUGUGGCCAACAAUUUUGUCACCGACAAGAACUCGGGGGAAGUCAUGACAGUGGGAAUCAAUGCUAUAAAAGAGAUAACAGCUCGCUGUCCCCUAGCUAUGACUGAAGAGCUUCUCCAAGACCUGGCACAGUAUAAAACUCACAAAGAUAAGAAUGUAAUGAUGUCUGCUAGAACUUUGAUUCAGCUCUUCCGAACACUGAAUCCUCAGAUGUUACAGAAGAAAUUCCGGGGUAAGCCUACAGAGGCCUCCGUAGAAGCAAGAAUACAAGAAUAUGGAGAAUUAGAUGCUAAAGAUUACAUUCCAGGAGCAGAAAUUCUGGAAGUUGAAAAAGAAGAGGAGAAUGCUGAAAACAAUGAAGAUGGGUGGGAGAGUGCCAGCCUCAGUGCAGAGUCAGAAGACGAUGGGGAGUGGGUUGACGUAAGCCACUCUUCCGAUGAAGAGCAGCAAGAAAUCUCCAGGAAGCUGAACAGCAUGCCCGCAGAGGAGCGGAAGGCCAAAGCUGCAGCUGUCAGCACCAGCCGGGUUUUAACACAGGAAGACUUCCAAAAAAUCCGCCUGGCCCAAAUGAGGAAAGAACUUGACGCUGCCCCUGGGAAAGCCCAAAAGAGGAAAUACAUCGAAAUAGACAGUGAUGAAGAUCCCAGGGGCGAGUUACUUUCUCUUCGGGACAUUGAACACCUUCAUAAAAAGCCAAAGUCUGACAAGGAGACAAGACUAGCAACUGCAAUGGCUGGGAAGACAGACCGAAAAGAGUUUGUGAGGAAGAAAACCAAAAUGAAUCCAUUUUCCAGUUCUACAAAUAAAGAGAAGAAAAAACAGAAAAACUUCAUGAUGAUGCGGUAUAGCCAUAAUGUCCGCUCAAAAAAUAAGCGUUCCUUCCGAGAAAAGCAGUUGGCACUACGAGACGCACUUUUGAAAAAGAGAAAAAGGAUGAAGUAACCUGGACAAGCAAGUUUCCAUUCCAAGAAAAAUGUUAAAUUUGUGUCAGUACUGUGAGAAUUAAUAAAUGAAGAAUGUUUACAUUAAAAAGUCCAGAAACACUAUAUUGUGAAGACAAAAGUAAAUUUGGCAGUGAUUUGGUAUUUUAUUUUGAGAUGGAUAAUGGUGGGAAUGCUUGAAAUGUAAAUAGUAGUAAGGUAAAACAUUUUCAUAAUCCCUCAUUCAAGGCAUUCACAGCCCAUUCAGAGGAUGUGGGGGUAGGUGUAUAAGUGUAUUCUCAGUACAGUGUAAAUAGUUCUGUCGUAGAGGUAGUCCAUAUUUCUGUGGGGUCCCAAAGGCCUUAUGGAUGAACUGUGCAGGGGACUGGAGUUACAUAUUCUCUUCAAACAAAACAGGACAAUGUUACAAGAGUAAGAGGUUCUUACUUGUAAAUAGGCUUACCUGCCAAAAACAGGUCAGGUCCAUGCUGUACAGAUUUCGGGUAGACAGUUUAGCUCUUUUAGUCCAUCCAAAAGAUUUAAUUCCUUUUUUUUUUCCUUUUUUUUUUUUCAGUGAGUGCUAGGUAAAAACCUCACUUUUUACAUUGCCUUAAGUAUAAACAGUAAUCUUGGAGUGUCUUUAUCAUUUGGAUCACUCACUCUGCCACAGAGGGAAAAGAAAUCAAAUUGGUUUCCUUCUUUUUUCACCGUGUUAUAUUUGUGUGCAUAAAAAGGCUUCUCGUGUCAAAUAGGUACUCUUUUAUGUGUUGAGUGGCUGUGUUCCCUUCCCCUAGGUGUGCUUGAGUGGACUUACAGGGACACGAAAGCGUGGUCAGUCUGUUUGCAAGUUGUUGCAUUUGGAAAUUUUGGUGCCUUUUACCUCGGAUUUAUUAGAUAAUAUGGUGGUAGAUAAGAAAAUUACUCUUUGUUCUUUAAAUUAAAGUCAAGAGCAAUUUUCUGCCCACUGUGAAUUAGAAAGCAGCUUCUAAAACUACUUUUCUUGUUCCCUUUCCAGUAUCGUCUGUUCACUUUCUAAGUUCAGUUUUAGCUUUAUUUGAAUGAAGCUCUGUGACUGUGGCUUAGUUGUAAAGACCUUGAGGUUUAAUGAUUAAACUGCACUGGCCUAGUGCAGAGAGCUCUCAGAGUCAACCCCAGCAACUUCAGUGUUUCACAGAAUGUGUCUGAUGCAAAUUUGAAUGCUGCAGACUGGGAACUUCCCUGUUUUCUGUUUGCAUUUUUGAACUGAGUAUCUCCUGUGUCUAGCUCGAGAGAGAGGCAAAGAAAAUCAAAAUGGCAUAGCAGUGAGGUCCACAGCUUUGCUGCAUGAAUUGUGAUGGUGCCUGAAGUUUCAUCCUUCGCCAGACUUUCCCAUCCUACUUAGAUGCCAAGGGACCGAAGUCCAGUCUGUGUUCUGACUUCUGUUCUACUGUGGCCUCACCCUGCUCUUCACUGAACUCUAUGUGCAAGACAGAAAACUGUCUGGCUUACAAAGGUGCAGUCUUAACUCUGUUUUCUCUCUUUAUUCCCAUGGUAUCUUAUCUCUAUCUAUAUUGUUCCUUUUACUACUUAUAAAUCUCUUGGGAAUAUUUUCUGUUUACUAUAAAUUUGAAGACCACAUUCUCACAAGGCUGGAUGCUGCCAGCAAAGGCAGAGGGACCUUUCAGGGUGACUUUGAUUUUGAAGAAGUCACCAGCGUCUCAGCUUCAGCUUUUCAGUCUCAAAUUUUUGUCAGCACUGAGAACAGAUCCCUUCCUGAGAUGAACUCUCAUUGUCCAAGAUUACAAUAUGUAUAAAGCUAUGUAUAAAUCCAGAGUGCUAGGUGUAGAUCUAGAGUGCUGAUAGUAUGUAUGUGAUUUUAGCACGUUCCAUUGGAAAAUAAACACAAAAGUCAGAGUCUGAUCCUGUCGUAUCCCCAAUGCUUGGAAACCUGACCUACCUCAUUGAUUGUUCUUGGGAGUUUUGAGAACUGAUAUUUAUAAGAACUUUCCAUGGUAUUGGCCUCAAAGUAAGCAUUAAAUUUCUCACCAAAAGUUAGAUAUCAGUUUUUUAUUUUAUCUUUUGUUUAAUUUACUUGACAUGACAAUUGCAGUUGCUACAAAUAUUUGUUUUACCCCUCAUCCAUUUUGGGGAACUGAUUUGAAAUACAUGAAUGUGUAUCAAAUGCUUACUAUGUGCCAGGAAUGUCAAACUUAUUUUCCCUGGGGGCCACAUCAGCCUCACAGUUGUCUUCAAAGGGCUGAAUGUAAUUUUAGGACUGUGUAAAUGUAACUCCUCCUUAACAGUUAGGCAAGAACGCAGUGCUGCUGCUGGGUAGAAACAAGGUGGCAGGCCAGAUACAACAAGGUGGAGGGCCAGAUUCGGCCCGUGGGCCUUGUGUUUGCCACCUGUGCUAUAUGCAGAGCACCCUGCUAGAUGCUGUGUGGGUUGCAACCACAAUGUUUGUGCCGUUUAGAAACUUUGAAUCCAAUGAUGGGAAUAGACUUACAAAAUAACUAUAUAAUACAAGGCCACUUAUGGAGACAUCAGAAAAGGCACAGCCUAGGGCGGGGGCAUCCUGAAGAAUGGGCAGUUCAGCUGGCAGGAGCGUGAAGUGCCUGUGUGCUAACAAACUGAGGCUUGGGGUGAACAGGGCAGCCUAGGAAAUACGUUCCUGAAUCAUAAAAGAAAAAGUUAUGGUUUAAAAAUUGGUACUUUUUAAAGGUUAUAGUUAAUAUAAAUUUUGUUUUUAUUACUUCAUACUGUAAUUAUUUGAAACUUUAUAAUCUAUGUAGAAUAUUGUAUGGAAACUCUGUAUUAAUCAGAAUACAGAGUUUAAUCAGUUGGAAUAUUUUGUUUUUCAAACUUUUAGAUUAACAUUUUUUAAAACUGUUGUACUAAAUGACAUCCUUCCACUGUAUAUAAAUAAAACUAAAAAUUAUCGCUUACAUAUUUUUAAAAAACACUGAAUAUGAAUAGAAAGGUAAAUUACUGACAUGGAUCCUUUUCUCUUUUAAGAGGAAAUAACAUUUUCUGACAUUACAGUUUUUGGUGUGUACCUCUUUCAAGUGAAACUAAGAAUGGAAAGCACAGCUAAUUCUGUACUAUUUAAAUACCAUAUAUUUGUAUAGGGCAAAGUUUAUGUGGUAAUUUUCUUUUUUCCUGCAAAUUCUGCUUUCAUUGUUUUGUCAAUUUGAUCUCAGUAGGAAAUGUUUACAAUAGGAAAUGCUUGUAAAUGAACAAAACAAAGUAUUUAUAGUAUAAUUUAAUUAUGCAUGAGAGAAUAGGGAAUAAUAAAAGUCCAAGAAAUAUGCCAAAUAUUGAACAUGGUAUUCUUUGGUGUUGGAAUCAUAUGAGCAUUUUUUCUUCCUACUUUUUGAAUCUUUUACAAUGUACAUGUUUUUUACUUACGUCAUUGUGUAAGAAACAACUGUAUUUGAGGCUGGAGAAUAAAGGUGCCUUAAGACUCA
Molecule: messenger RNA, 5637 nt
Organism: Phyllostomus discolor (pale spear-nosed bat)
Lineage: Eukaryota; Metazoa; Chordata; Mammalia; Chiroptera; Phyllostomidae
Gene: SDAD1
Product: SDA1 domain containing 1
Exons: 22
Coding region: 147-2213 (688 amino acids)
Biological process (GO): ribosomal large subunit biogenesis; ribosomal large subunit export from nucleus
Cellular component (GO): nucleolus
Source: RefSeq, a predicted model, not a curated record